Tribolium castaneum (red flour beetle) is the source of this 441-nucleotide messenger RNA. RefSeq names its product chemosensory protein 15 (gene Csp15). NCBI's taxonomy places the organism in Eukaryota, Metazoa, Arthropoda, Insecta, Coleoptera, Tenebrionidae. The record is from RefSeq and is marked provisional.
AUGAUUUUCAAAAUUCAUUUCCUUGUUUUUGGUGCCCUUUUAACUUAUGUAUCUUCAGUGGAAUAUCUUAUUUUACGUGAAAUCGACACAAUCCUAAAAAACGACCAAAUGACAAGAAACUACUUAGACUGCGUUUUGGACAAAGGAAAAUGCACAAAAGAAGCAGAAAAACUUAAAAAGGGGAUAACUGAAACUAUGAAAAAUGGAUGUGUCAAAUGUGAACAAAAACAGAAAGAAGAUGUACACAAAGUUUUUCAACAUCUAAUGAUACAUAGACCAAACUGGUGGCAUGAACUCGAAACUAAAUUCAAUCCACAUCACGAAAUUAAAUUGCAGCACUUACACCAAAGUAAAAUUAAUCCACAUGAAGAAGUUAAAUUACAGCAUUUACAUCAAUUCCCACAUCACGACUUCUUGGAAAGGGAAGGAUUUAUUCGUUAA